Porites lobata is the source of this 4389-nucleotide messenger RNA. NCBI's taxonomy places the organism in Eukaryota, Metazoa, Cnidaria, Anthozoa, Scleractinia, Poritidae. The record is from the annotation of a GenBank genome assembly.
CUGGAAGAAGUCGUAAAAAAGAACAAAAGAAAGAAGAUUCAGGUAGGGAUUUUUUUCUAGCUGCUAGAUAUUUUAGUAAAUUACUUUAACUUUUUAAACGAUGGCGCAUUUAAAGUAUUCAUCCCAUGCAGUUAGGAUCAGGCGUUGCCUCUGACUCCUUUUCAUCCUCAGAAUCGUCUGUUUCCAAAUCAAAACCAUCGUUUUCACCAUUAUUUAAGCAAGGCAAGUUUUGAUAUUUAGAAUUGGUUUAACGCACAACGUUGAAGCAAGGAUAACUGCCAAAAUAAUUGUUACCAUUUGCUAUACGCGGUUUUGGGAUGAUAAUGUACAGAUAUGCCACGUUUUAGCUGGGUUAUAGAUCACUUUGAAAUUGUAAAUUCUUCUUGCAAAGCAACGAAGAAUAAUUCUGAACUGAAUCAGUUUAAUUUUAUGUCCAGUCAAAUUGUUCCAUCUCACUACAUGUUAAUUUAUCUACUUUCUCAAGACCGUAAUUUUAAAAGAUGACACAAGAACUAAAUAAUCUUUGUUAAUUAUCUGUUUUAAUAACCGACGCUAGGUCGGUAAUUAUUGAUUGACGUUUGCUUUCGAAGAUCUCUUUCACCCCUAAAGCGAAUUAUUACUUGCUCCAAUUAGAAAGGAAAAACUUGUACUAGAGCAAAACUUCAUCGAAUUGUAGAAUGCACCGCUAAUUAAAUCUCUCUCUUUUAAUUGAACAGAACUUGAAAAAAAGAAUCUACGAUUAAACUUGACGCUAAAGUGCAGACGGAUAGUAAUUUUAAUGAGCACGGAUACUUAUUAUUCUCAGAGUAGUAUAUAAAUUGCAUUUGACACAAAUGAGUCCGUUUAAAUAGAAAAGACCAGUGGUGAAGUAUAUGUCAACUUUAAGGUAAAGGUUACUAUGUCUGUUAUUUCGCUAGAAACGUGUUAGUAACACUGGAAGAUGGUAGGACCUCGAAGGACCAGUAGUCUUUUUUGUAGUUGGUUUCUUUUCCUUUGUUCUUCAUUUAUUUAUAGAUUUGUUUACUAAACAAGAAGAAAACUGAAAGAAAUCUGAAAAGCCUUAAAAGAUUAGACUACUUGAGAAGCUCCUAAAUGUAGUCAAAACUGAGAAGACGAAUUCUCGAAAAUUAACAUACUUUAAGUCGGAAAAAAGAAAGAAAGCAAAAGGGAAAGAAGAAAAAGAAAAAGCAAAAAUAAGAAAGCAAAAAUCAUUUCACAGUUUAAGAAAAAGCGACGAGGAGAAAAGGGAAGACAGCGGUUUUUAAUCCACAACCACCAUGCACAGCAUGCAUAUUUUUGGAAGACAAAGAACAAAGAUGGAUACGGCAACUAAAACUUUUAAAAAGCUUGGGGUUAAAUAAGCAAAACAACCAUUUUCUAUGCGCAGCACUCUUUUUCUUGGCGCCAGAUUUAUUUCCGUUUUUCUAUUUCUUUAAUAAUAAUAAUAAUAAUUAUAAUAUUUUUUAAUUUUGAGGACGUAAACGAAAUGAAGACGAUUUUUCUUGCUCUUUCUGAUUUAGAUGCGUUAGCUAAGAUUUCAAAUCCAGGACAAAUAGUGCGAGUUGGCUGCAAAACUAGAGAUUAAGUUUAAAGGAACAGUAUCGUGCUCCGUAAGAGACGUUUACGCUACCGUUGCUGUGGAGGUUGUUACCCUCUCUAACCAGACCUGGGUAUCGUUAAAGGCACCGGAAAGUACCGGAAAGUAGUAGUUAGAUGUAACAACCAGUUGUAUUCUAGACUGUUGAGAUUCUCUACAGUUAUUAAAGGAGCUGUGUCACAGUUGUCCAGUUCAUUUUGUUAAUUAUGCCAAUUGCGCAUAAUUAUGCAUUUUUUUAAAUUAUGCCACUUGAGCGUCCUUGUUCGCUAAACUUCGCGGGACUUGAAAAAUUACUUGUAAUUGGGAAAAUCAGUUUCGUGUCAAGCAAAUAUGUCGCCCAAGCAGUACAUCGUUACAAACGACAAAAAUGAACUUUGAAAACCUCUUAGGCUAACAAGGUUUCAAAACCACCAUUGCGAUCCUUUUCAGUCUUCUUUAAGUUUUUCCAUCCGUGCUUCCUUUUGUAUUUGCUGUGUUACUUGCGUAUACCAGUUCGUUUCAUUUUUUGAGAAGUUGAGAAUUUGUAUUUUAUUUGCUACACAUAACACGAUUACAUUUAUAAAAAGAUACAAAAAAAUGUAGGAAGAAAUGGCAGGGAUGCCUAAAAGAAACUAUAAGCGGCUUGUGUUAAUUAGGCCUCCUCAAUUACAAUUUUUCAAAGAUGGCAUAAAAACUACGGAGACGGAAACGGCCGCCAUAAAUAUGCAAGUUAUUUUUGUUUCAAUCUGUGCAUGUUUGGUGGCGGUUCCUGUUUGAAUUUUGAUAAAAUUCGUGACACGGCUCCUUUAAACAGCCAACAUCCGACGGCCAUUUUCAUUUUCAGUCAUUGAAUAUCCUUUUUGUAUCUUUAAACAGGUGCACAGAAGUCAUCAAUCAUGAAAGCCCUAGUAUCUGCCCUCGUUAUUCUAAUUGUAAUGGCUGCCGUUGUAGAAAAAAGUGAAUCAUUUAUUCGGGCUGGACGAGGAAUGAUUUAUAAUCAGGGAAUGCAAUUGCCUCAACAUGUUGAUCUUCCUGAAAAUUAUGAAGAAUAUUUCUCCAAAUACAUCGAUGCCAAGCGCGCAGAACAAAUGAGCGCAAACAGAGGUUAGUUCAAUAAUUUAACUGUCAUGCAGAUCAAAAAUAUUAAGAUCUACCUUCUUGAAAUGGUUUUAGAAUUAAUUUCCAGUUUUAUUGAUCGACACUAUUACUACGGUGCGUUUCUAUUGGGCGCAGCAAUGAUGGUAUCAAACAACUGCCCACUGAGAAGUGCGCAGGUUGUAGUAGUUUUUUGACCUCUUCCUGGAUAUUACCAUAGCAACAACUGACAACAGUCUUAGUUUAAGCUUUUACCACUUAUGAAUUUAAAAAGAGUUAGUGACCCUCACUGUGCAUUGAAUUAAGCCGGUCAAUGUUAUUUUUUCCAAAGUUAAAAAAUUGUACGUGUCAAAAUGUCCCAGAGCCCCCUUAAAUUUUCCACUGCUCGAUGUGGCACUAAAGCCGCUGUUUAAUUCUCUUAUAUACUUUGUGAAAAGUUAACAGAGGGCUUGAUGAUGCACCUCAAUGAUAAUCAGCUUGAUAUUGACUUGUCUUCGCUACUAAAAUAUAAUAUUAAGGGAGUUUUAAACAGCCUAUAAGUUAUACACGUUGCUAUGGUAUUUUGAAAUGCUAAUGCUAAUGUCGUUCUGUCACGCAUUUGUAUGAUAUCAUCUAGUAUAAUAUUACAUACAUGAUACAGGAUCUGAGGCACGAUUCACGAUCCAUAUUUAAUACAAACGUAUCCUAGGAAUCGCCUUAUAAACAAUAUAAUCGCUUCUUAAGGUGGCCCGAACUUAUUUAUAUGCGUGAUGGUUAAGGUUUUGAUUCAUGUUUUUCAGCAGGAAGGAUUUAACCGAUUUCUAUGAUUUUUGGUAUCCUUAACAAAGAGUGGUCGAACUUUAAGAUAAUAUUAUUUGUAGGAAUAAAAACUUCUGAGAUAUCGGCAAAUAUUCAAAACCGCAUUGCUCUUCCACUAUUUGUGCGUCAACUUUAACAAAUGUGUCAGCGUAGCAUUUGAAGGUUAAAUUUGACCAGCAUUUUGUGCAGCGAGUUGGAUGGUCAAAGGGGCGGAUCCAGGAUUUUUCUUAGCAGGGGGUGCACCACUAACUGACUGAUGACGUAAAAACUUUUAAAAGAGAAUACGAAGAAGAGGGCUUUUGACUGGGAAAUAACAUAAUGUGAACUGCUGAGAAUACAUAUCAAACGAUAGAGCAGAUUUUGUAUGUCUGUCAAGCGACUGCACAGUGUUAAUUAGAAAGCGGCCACAGGUCAUCCCAGGGGGGGUGCGCACCCCCUGCACCCUCCCCCUGGAUCCGCCCCUGGGUCACGAUUAACUUCAAACUUGCAGAUAUAAAACUAGGGAGCUCAGAGACUUAUUUGCUGAAGUUAGGGAAAAAUCUGUCGAAGGACUUCAAAGUUUUUUACACUUUUGCAAAAAUGCGGUUUUAAACAUAUGCCGAUAUCUCUGACGUUGUUAGACCUACAAGAUAUUUUUGGACUUUAAAUGAAGAAAAGAUCAUCUUCGCAGUAAAAGACGCAACUUAAGCAAGACCAGCAGCGAUUCAAACUCUGACAAACCCCUGGUGCAGCGCUCUCACCAACUGAGCUUAUAGCAAGCCAACUGGGAGCUCGUCAUUAAAUUGGUUCGUAAUAUACGAGGGGAAUUGAUGACGACGAAUAAAAAAUAAAUUCAUACAUUCAUCAUUUAACAAUUACUUCUUUUUUCAGAUAAAGUCAUGAUGCAAAGAAGAAAUGGAAAAAGCCGAACAUGAUCAAGC